Molecule: messenger RNA, 1908 nt
Organism: Oikopleura dioica
Lineage: Eukaryota; Metazoa; Chordata; Appendicularia; Copelata; Oikopleuridae
Source: the annotation of a GenBank genome assembly
AUGAAACUGCCCGCUUUGGGCACUGUGCUCCUGGGCACAGGCCUAGAGGCAGCAAAGGUUUCCGAAACCACUUGUCGGAAUAUUAACGACUGUGGAUUCUUACAAGCAAGUUGCGAUACCAAUGUCGGAUGUUUCGAAUAUGCCCUUCAAAUUUCAGAUGAGAAUCCUUGCUAUUGCACUUGUAACGAUGGUUUCGUGGAGAACGACGACGCACAAACUAUAAAUGGAGUCAGCUACGACAGCACUUGCAAGUUUGAAACUGCCUGCGAUCGACACAAAGAAACAUUGACUGGGGGAGACUGUGGCGUGCAUGCCUUUUGUGAUGAAAGUACAGGAAGCGCGCAGUGCCAUUGUGAAAACGGCUUUGUCAACUGGGAGGACGGUGUUGGAUGUGUUAGGGAUAACCCGUGCCUUGGUGUGACCUGCUCAACAAGCGGCAGUGAUUGCUUCGACGACAACGGAGAAGCAAAGUGCAUCUGCAGCGACAACACGGACGCUUACGUUCUCACAGAUGGUACAUGGUCUGAAUCCGCCACUGGAAUUUUUGCUACGGACGCGACAGACGUCACUUGCCGACCGAGUACGGGGUGUAUCGAUGUCACAUGCGGAGACAACCAACACUGCGCCUUCGGAAAAGACUCUGAUGACCUACCAGUGAAUUAUUGUGUGUGUGAUCGUGGUUUCGUGAGCAUCAACGAUACUUCUAAUAAGGAUUUUUAUCAAUCAGAAAAUAUUCUGAAUUUCUUUAAUGAAACGUCAAAGGUUGUGUAUGAUGGAUCUGUUCCAGACAUGGUAUGCGAGAACCUUGACGAAUGUAGUUCACAUUUGUUCAAUUCGUGCAAAGUCGGACAGCGAUGUCUCGACUCUCAUGGAACGUACUCGUGCACUUGCGACCGCGGAUAUGUCACAAAUCCAGACGACGAAGAAGAUUGCGUCUGCGACGGCCCCGACCAUUUGGGUGACCGCUGUGUGCGUAUGCCCGAGUUUACAACUUGUGAUUUAACGGAAGCGACGAUUUUCUGUCAUCCAAAACGAAUUUCCGCUCAUUUUCCGAAGUGCGCCUUUGAAGACGCAAAGAUCCCAGAUCUCUUUCUUUCAGCAGACGACAGCGUAACCUCGGCUUCUGAUAAUCCGGCCCGAUGCCAGCCUUUCGUGAAUUAUGACAACGACACUGUCACAUUUGUCAUUGACGACGAUCUCACAGGCUGCGGAAUGGCUCAUGAAGACAAUGGCACACACUUGAUCUACCAGAAUGCCCUUCACAGCGAGCAUAAAGAGCACAUUGGGAUUAUCGAGCGAACAACUGAAACAAUUGUCGACUUCGGAUGUAUUUUCCCGGAGACACUCGUUGUAAGCAUAGAACAAGGCAUCAACGUCAUCUCAAGCUCAGUUGAUGUUGUGCUUGCGGAAAAGAAAGGCAGCGUCACCUUGAAGAUGGAUGCUUACGAAGAUGAAUUUUUCCAGACUCCAAUCACUGUCGACUCCGUUCUCUUUACUCCAGCUCCGUUUUACAUUCGAGUUUGGCUUCAUGAGGACUCGAAUUUUGUUGUCACCCUCGAUCGAUGCUGGGCAACAGCGGACGCAGCUGCGGAUUCAUCACCAUCGUUUGACUUUAUAACUGGUGGAUGUGGAGAUGAAGGGGAGAUUGAAGAUGACGACCUUGAAAUCAUUUCAAAUGGAGUCAACCCAAUUUCCAUCUUCAGGAUCAAUUCUUUCACGUGGACAGACUCUCCCGAUUCAACUGUUCAUCUUCACUGUGAUGUCCAUCUCUGCGACCCAACCGCUGAAGAGUGUCAGCCAACCUGUGGCACCGGAGCUCGUCGUCGUCGAAGAACCGCCACCGAUGAUCCUUCCAACACAACUCAUCGCAUGUCUUCUGGCCCAAUCUACAUCCAGCGACACUUGUAA